Messenger RNA from Effrenium voratum, 2421 nucleotides. Lineage: Eukaryota; Dinophyceae; Suessiales; Symbiodiniaceae. The record is from the annotation of a GenBank genome assembly.
AUGUCUAGCAGCACACUUGGUGAUGGGGAAGACUCCAGCAGAAUCAGAGUGGCUGUGCGCUGCAGACCGCUUUUCGCUACAGAGAAGAACAGCGAUGUCGUUGACAUAUGCCGUAUCUUGGACGAGCACUUGGUCAUUUUGCUGGAUCCUGGUGCAGCAUCAAAUGACUACCUGCGGCAGGAAAAGUCCAAGGAGAAGCGCUUCGCAUUUGACCAAGCCUUUGACGCGCAGACGGACAGCCAGCGGGUAUUUGAGGCCACUGCGCAGCCUUUGAUAGGCAGCGUGCUUCAAGGCUUCAACUGCAGCGUGUUUGCGUACGGAUCUACGGGCGCUGGCAAGACAUUCACAAUGAUUGGAACUGAUACGGAGCCUGGGAUCAUGUCCCGUACAGUGGACGGGAUUUUCCAGCACGCAGCUUCAGACGGGAGCCUCUCCGUGACAUGUUGCUUUGUGGAGGUCUACAACGAAGUGCUGCGUGAUUUGGGAUCCCGAGACGGUCGAGAGGGCAUGCUGGAUUUGCGGGAAGACCCUGUAACAGGACCGUCGCUGACCGGGGUGACUGAGAUUCAGGCCAAAUCUGUGGAGCAGGUCAUGGAACUGUUGCAGGAGGGAAACAAGCGCCGCACAACUGAGCCCACCGCCAUGAACGUGACGUCUUCCAGAUCUCACGCUGUAUUUCAAGUCCGGCUGGAGCGGCGAGAUCCACGAAGCGAGGGAGUGAUGAUCGGAAAGCUGUCGAUGAUUGACCUGGCAGGCUCUGAGAGAGCCUCACAGACCAACAACAGCGGCCUACGUUUCCUGGAGGGCGCCAACAUCAAUCGCUCUCUUCUGGCCCUGGGGAACUGCAUCAACGCCUUGGCCUCUGGUUCUUCCUUCGUGCCCUUCCGCGAUUCCAAGCUCACCAGACUUCUGAAGGACUCCUUGGGAGGAAGUUGCCGGACAGUCAUGAUAGCCAACAUUUCGCCGAACCACCUGAGCUACGAGGACACCCUGAAUACGUUGAAGUAUGCCAACCGGGCGAAGAACAUAAGGGUGAGUGCUUUGCAGCAGCUGGUUCAGCCAGACGACCAUGUCAGGCAGUACGAGCAUGCCAUCUCCGACUUGCGUCAGGAGGCGGCGCUGCUGAAGGCCAAGCUGGUGCGGCGCGCCGCCACAAAUCCCAUGCCGGAGUCGGAGGCGGAAGCGGGCGAUGAGGCUUGCUUGAAGGAAGCAAGUGAGAAUUGGAAAGUGGAGAUCAUCAGAAAUUUGGAAAGUCGCUCCUCCCUCCAGCGCUCGCUGAUGGAAGUGGAGAAGGCGCUGUCUCAAUGGAAGGCAGAACUGCAGGAGGCGAAGGAAGUGAUCACCUGCUGGAAGGAACGAAGACCGGUGGCCACACCCAGCCGCCCGAGGCGGUCCGCUGAACCGCGAACCCUGGAUGAGUGGCAAGACCUGGUCUCCCAGAUUGAGGAGAACAUGGCAGAAAAUGCAGCGACCCGCAGAUCACUGGCACAAAGGCUGCAGCAGAAUAAGGAAGCAGGCAAGGAGUUGCAGGAGCAGUUGCCCCGGCGAGUGCUGAACGAGGACUUGCGGGCCUUUCUGGAGCUCAUCCAGCGAGUGAAGGUCCUGGAGUACGAGAGAUUGGAGCUGGACCACUUUUGGGAGAUACAUCGCCGGCAGCUGGUGGAUCGCGACGAUGAGAUUGCAAUGCUACGAGAGCAGCUGCGUCUUCGCAACAGACACCUCAGAGCAUUGCAUGCUCAGCUACCUGAGGAGCAUCAUGACCAGCUUGGGGAUCGGGCCCUUCUGGACACCAGCGACACCACCGAGCACGGGCCCUUGCGAGUCAUGCAGGCCUGGGCUCCCGCCAAGGAGGCAGAAGACUUCGACAAUUGGGACACGCGACCUUUACGGCAGCGCGAGCGGAGAUCGUCGGAUGACAAGUCCAAGGACAGUGCUGAGCUCCAGGACUGCAUUUCUGCAAAUGUCAUCGACUGGAGGGCCCUAGAGGUGCCUUUGGCAUCACAGAUCAAGGGCUUGGCGGUGCUGCAAGAGGAGGGCGGCGAAGUCGCCAGACUGCUGCUGCCGCAGCCUCCGGCUCCUCCCAUAGCAAUCCCACCCCCCACGCAGAAGCGCGGCCGGCAGUUCACUGGGCUGGCCGCCCACGGCGUCGCCCCUGCUCCUCCAGUCCCAAUGCGACGGCAUGAGCGGUCUCCGCCACGGGCGUAUGCCAGCGAGGUGGCUUUGCGCCGCGACCCAGGCCCGGGCCCGGGUCUGAACUCGGCCAGGGAGGCCCGCGAGGCCCGCAGCCCGUUGAACCCGCUGCUGCGGGCCUACGGUUUGCGGGACCAGCGGCAGAUGGACCGAGUGGGCAAUCGGAGGAGCAGCCCCUGGCGCCGAGGCGGCAUGGGGAAGGCGGGCAAAAUCAUGGUGGCGCCCCGCUGA